Molecule: messenger RNA, 1916 nt
Organism: Wasmannia auropunctata (little fire ant)
Lineage: Eukaryota; Metazoa; Arthropoda; Insecta; Hymenoptera; Formicidae
Product: neurotrimin-like
Exons: 11
Coding region: 362-1900 (512 amino acids)
Cellular component (GO): neuron projection
Source: RefSeq, a predicted model, not a curated record
CGCCGGGCGUCCCAAGCGCGCAGUUGCUGGGAGCUGUCCCUCGUAUCGCGCCCCAGGUCGAACACCGGGUCUUCGCGUAUAACUGACAAGCGACGACAGCUCGCCGAGUACGAGAUAUCGCGCGAAUAAAUCACUCGUGGAAAAUCUCGCGAGUUUAUCGCGGGGAAAUAAGAAAUACGGUGUGUAUCCUCCCUAUUUCUUCUAAAAAAUAAUCGAUAAUAGACGCUUGUUGACCACGUUUGUUGACUCGAAGAAGUGACAUUACGGAUCCCUCGACUUGAGACACGCCGUCGAGGAUGCAUCGCGGUGAUAUAAUCUUUUACAAAAUUCUGACCUAGCCUCAGAGUACUAAGCCCUCUUGAUGAAAAAUCGCACUGAGGAUCCCCCGGAUCAACGUGAGAAGUGCUUUAACGCCUGUCCUCGCUGGACUCCCGUGGGACGGAACGAGUGUCGUCUCGGGGUAAUUGGCAGUGACUGGAGAGACUUGACUGGUGAACCGAUAGAAUGCGAAUGCGGAUCUUAUACUCGUGACAUCGAAUUUGUUAAUCGGAUACCGGUGAUGCAGCUACAUGCUGGAAGGGGGAAGGGGAUGACUGUUAAUUUCCUACCGAGGAUGGUGGCGGUCUUUGUUUUCGCUUGCCUUCUACUGCAGAAUGGUCGGGCGACAUUCGCAGCGUUUACCACUGUUACCACCAUCCCUGAUCCCGAGUUCGUCGACGAAAUAGGAAACAUUACAGUACCAGCAGGACGGAAUGUCAAACUGGCAUGCAGCGUGAAAGAUCUUGGCUCAUUUAAGGUGGCCUGGAUGCUUUUCGACAAGAGCGCUAUCCUGACGGUACAGAAUCACGUUAUUACCAGGAACCCCAGAAUAUCCGUGUCGCACGAUAAGCACAGGACCUGGUUCCUACAUAUCAACGACGUGCACGAGGAGGACAAGGGAAAGUACAUGUGCCAGAUUAACACUGCUGCCGCCAAAACGCAAUAUGGCUAUCUACACGUCGUAGUGCCACCGAAUAUCGAUGAUUCGCAGAGUUCGUCGGAUGCGAUCAUUCGCGAGGGCGCCAACGUGAGUCUCACCUGCAAGGCGACCGGAAGUCCGACGCCUAGUAUUCGUUGGAAGCGGGACGACGGUACCAAAAUCUCGAUCAACAAAACUUUAUCUGUGGCAGAAUGGGAGGGCGAAACGCUGGAAAUGGCGCGGAUUUCGAGAUUGGACAUGGGCGCGUAUUUAUGCAUCGCCAGCAACGGCAUACCACCGACGGUUAGCAAGCAGAUCAAAGUGUCGGUCGACUUCCCCCCUAUGCUCUGGAUACCGCACCAAUUGGUCGGCGCGCCCCUGGGUUACUCCGUAACUCUGGAAUGCUAUACCGAGGCUCAUCCGACUUCUUUGAAUUACUGGGCGAGGGAGGACGGCCUAAUGAUUCACGAGAGCAGUAAAUACAAGACUGUGUCAGUGCCCGACAAGCCAUCCUACAAGACGCACAUGAAGCUGACGAUAAACGAUAUACUGAGGGAAGACUACGGUAGCUACAAGUGCAUCGCCAAGAACCCACGUGGAGAAACCGACGGGACGAUCCGUCUGUACAUGUCUGCACCGCCAAGUACCAGUCCUAGCCCGUCUACAACGGAGGUUCCCAAAAAAGAUUGGGAAUUCAUGGCGGAGAUGAAUAACUCUGUUUACGGAAAUCCAAGUUCGCUGACAAUUCAAAAUGAGAAGAAUAUCAAGACAGGUACCAAGUUCCAGUCGAACCUGAACGAAAUCGGAAAAUCGGAGCAGAAGUCGUCCGAACUGGACAGAAAAAGAAAUUACAACUGGCCUCCCGAUAAAGAUUCAGCAACGGGCGUGAUGACGACCGUGACGCUACUACUAAUUGCUCUGGCCGUAACGAUAAUUCGAUAAGCAAGAACCCGAAAAA